Belonocnema kinseyi is the source of this 486-nucleotide messenger RNA. Its product is annotated as histone H1B-like. Gene Ontology annotation, molecular function: nucleosomal DNA binding; structural constituent of chromatin; double-stranded DNA binding. Gene Ontology annotation, cellular component: nucleus; nucleosome. The transcript has a single exon. The record is from RefSeq and is a predicted model, not a curated record. Gene Ontology annotation, biological process: chromosome condensation; negative regulation of DNA recombination; nucleosome assembly. Lineage: Eukaryota; Metazoa; Arthropoda; Insecta; Hymenoptera; Cynipidae. The coding region runs from base 1 to 486 and encodes 161 amino acids.
AUGGUGAAUGCCGCCAUCAAGGAACUCAAGGAAAGGAACGGAUCAUCUCUUCAGGCCAUCAAGAAGGACAUUGCAGCCACUUAUAAAGUUGGUACUGACAAGUUGGCUCCUUUCAUCAGAAAGUACUUGAAGAGUGCCGUCGCCAGUGGUAAAUUGGUUCAACGUAAGGGAAAAGGUGCUUCAGGAUCUUUCAAGCUAGCAGUUAAAAAUAGCAAACCAAAAGCUGUCAAGUCUGCUGCAUCGAAGGUUGCAAAGAAACCAGCAUCCCUGAAAAAGGCUGCUCCUAAGGCGAAGAAGACUGUUGGUGAAAAGAAGAAAACCCCGAAGGUUGCUGCUAAACCACCAAAGGUGAAAUCCACCAUCACCAAGCCUAAAGUCACCAAGGCUUCGCCCAAGAAAGUAGCAAAGGCUGCUUCCCUGUCGAAAAAGGUUAUUGCUUCUAAAUCAAAGAAGCCAGUAGCAUCGAAGAAAGUUGCCAAAAAGUAA